This is a messenger RNA of Medicago truncatula (barrel medic), 999 nucleotides long. RefSeq names its product heavy metal-associated isoprenylated plant protein 28. The transcript has 3 exons. The record is from RefSeq and is a predicted model, not a curated record. Lineage: Eukaryota; Viridiplantae; Streptophyta; Magnoliopsida; Fabales; Fabaceae. Bases 392 to 820 code for a protein of 142 amino acids. Gene Ontology annotation, molecular function: metal ion binding.
CUGAUCUAUAUAUGUGCCUUAACUUCAGCAGAAUCAAUACAUGUGACAGUGUGACAUUGUCACAUUGAGGUGGUUGAUCCAUUCAUAAAGCAAUGCUCCACUUUGCUUCAAGUUCUAAUCUCAAAAUCCUUAAAAAAGAAAGACUAUAAGAACUUAAAGUCGGUGCAUUUAGGCCUGCCCAAUUAAUAUUUUAUAUGAUUCACUGACCCCUAAAAAUAUAAACCCAUCCCUACAUCCCAUGACAAGCAAUUAAAGAUAUGAGGCCUCAACCAUCAAAGCUUCCUUCUAUAUAUUCAUUUACAUUUAGCUAGCAUAAGGCAACCCAUAUUAUUGUCAUAUUGACACUUUACAUCAUCGUUCAAGUGAGUCAACCUCCAAAGCCAAGAGCAAAAUGACUAUUACAGAGAUGAGGGUGCACAUGGAUUGCCCUGGAUGUGAAAACAAAGUGAAAACUGCACUUCAGAAAAUGAAAGGUGUGGAUGACAUUGAAAUAGACAUGAAGUUGCAAAAGGUGACGGUGAAUGGUUUUGCUGAUCAGAAGAAGGUUCUAAAAAGGGUUCGAAAAACUGGACUUAGGGCUGAGUUAUGGCAGCUUCCUCACACAACAGAAUCUCAAAGUCAAUAUUAUCAACAACACCUUUGCAAUGGCCCUAUCCCUCAUUAUGCUUCACAACCUUCCUCAUCUUAUAACUACCACAAGCAUGGUUAUGAUAGUAGUGAUCCUAGCCAUUAUCACUAUCCUUCUCAAUCUUCAAUCUUUGGCCAUCAAACUGGUGCUACUUUUAGUGAUGACAAUCCUCAUGCUUGUUCUAUCAUGUGAUCAUUUCAUGGUCAAACCAAUAAAAAAAAAACUUUGUGCACUUUUUUAUUAUGAAGUAUGAAUAUGAAUUGCUUUAAUUUAAAACUUAAAUUGUAUGUAACGAUGCAAGCUUUUUCAUUCCAUUUUAGUUAUUUAUUUUAGUGACUACUAUAUAUAUAAACCUUUUUUCUUGAGUUCUA